Messenger RNA from Ipomoea triloba (trilobed morning glory), 3822 nucleotides. RefSeq names its product probable inactive receptor kinase At5g10020. NCBI's taxonomy places the organism in Eukaryota, Viridiplantae, Streptophyta, Magnoliopsida, Solanales, Convolvulaceae. The record is from RefSeq and is a predicted model, not a curated record. The transcript has 5 exons. Gene Ontology annotation, biological process: protein phosphorylation. Gene Ontology annotation, molecular function: protein binding; ATP binding; protein kinase activity. Bases 553 to 3738 code for a protein of 1061 amino acids.
GCCCCACAAUCCAAAUAACAUGUGUUUCUCUGCCCAAGUACUUUCGCAGGCUGUCCUUUCUUCCUCCAGUUCCACCCCAGUCCAGAUAUAACCUGCAACUCCUGGAAGUGACAGUCUGACAGACUCAUAGGCUAAGGCUGUCAUUCUUUUAGCAACAUGUCAUAUUAAUCUUCUAACUUGUUUGAAAUUCACAGCCACUAUUCUGGAUAGGAUAAACCCGUUUUAUGACCCUAGCUAGUAAAGGAUCACAAGGUAAUUCUGAACAUUUACCGAACUGCAAUUAUUGGCGACCAGGAAACAUAGCCCGACAAAGAAAAAACAGGGAAAUAUAUUCUGCACACAGUUGUGUCAAAUCAUAUAAUCACAACAAAUGGGAUUUCACAUUUACCUGUGACAGCUAAAAAUGGUUACGCAUUUUAAUGCGCGACUGUAGUGCGAGCACAGUUCCAUUUCUACUGGGCAGAUGGAAUGGAAGCAGCAAAAAGCUUCGUUUUAGUCUUUUCUCUGCAAAUUCUCUGAUUCUGAUAAUCUUAAUGCCUCGUUCAUAGCACAAUGCUCACUCCAAUGUCGCCUUCUCGUACUGUUUUUCUUCUUCUUCUUCUCAUAUUUUGCUGUCUCUGCUGCGUAUUUGCCGCCGACGAGGAAGUCCGUUCACUGUUGGAGUUCAGGAAGGGGAUAAAAUCGGAUCCAUUGGGGAAAAUCUUGGGCUCAUGGAACCUAACCCUUCUCUCCGAUCUCUCCUCGUGCCCUGACAUGUUCUACGGCGUCGUUUGCGACUCCGGUUCCGGUUCCGUCUCCGCCAUUGCCCUUGACCGCCUCGGAUUGGCCGGUGACUUGAGGUUCUCCACGCUCACUGGGCUUAAGCACCUCAGAAACCUGAGCCUUUCGGGUAAUUCCUUCACGGGUCGGGUCGUACCCGAAAUAGGUUACAUGACCUCCCUCCAGUACUUGGAUCUUUCCGGUAACCAGUUCUAUGGCCCUGUCCCCGCCCGCCUUAACGAUCUAUGGGGUUUGAAUUAUCUUAACUUGUCCAGUAACAAUUUUUCCGGCGGGUUUCCGAGCGGAAUUUGGAAUUUGCAGCAACUGAGAGUGCUUGAUUUGCAUUCUAAUCGGCUCUGGGGGGAUAUGCAGGAGCUCUUCUCUCAGCUCAGGAAUGUGGAAAAUCUCGAUCUGAGCCAGAAUUCCUUCUACGGCUCGCUCUCAAUGAGUCAAGAUCAUUUAUCUAGCUUCGCUAAUACACUGCAUUAUAUGAACUUAAGCCACAACAAAUUGGCGGGGGUGUUUUUCACUGAAGAAUCGAUGCAGAUGUUUCGGAAUUUGCAGGUUCUGGAUUUGGGGAACAAUGGAUUAAUAGGACAGCUUCCUUCUUUCACCUCAUUGCCGAAUCUAAAGGUGUUAAGGCUUGCACAUAAUCAGCUGUACGGUUCAAUUCCAGAGGAGCUUCUGCAUGGCUGGGUAUCAUUGGAGGAACUGGAUCUCAGUGGCAAUGGCUUCUCAGGUUCGGUUGAGAAAGUAAAUUCAACAACUUUGAGGGCUUUAAAUCUUUCGUCGAAUUUCCUGUCAGGUUCACUCCCUUCUUCUAUAGGAAAUUGUUUGAUGGUUGACUUAAGCAGUAAUGAGCUCUCUGGUGACAUAUCUGUUAUACAGAGCUGGGAAGCCAGUCUUGAGUUUGUGGAUUUGAGCUCAAACAAAUUGAGUGGAACCCUUCCUAAUUUGACUUCUCAAUUCCAACAAUUGACUUUUCUCUCUAUCAGAAAUAAUUCUCUUAGGGGAGCUUUACCUUCUACAUUGGUGACCUUUCCAAGGCUGGCAAUGCUUGAUCUCAGUGUCAAUGAACUUGAAGGACAGAUCCCAUAUUUCGCUUCUUCAACCUUGAUAAACCUCAAUUUGUCUGGAAAUCAUUUGACAGGAUCAAUUCCUCUUGAAGGCAUGCAUACUACUGAACUACAAGUCCGUCUAUCAUAUCCUCAGAUGGAGUCUCUUGAUCUUUCAAGUAAUUCCUUGACUGGUGUUUUACCUCCUGAAAUAAGUAAUUUGGGGAGGCUCAAACUGCUAAAUCUUGGAGAAAAUCAGUUAUCUGGAGACCUUCCUUCUGAAUUGAGUAAGCUUCAUGAUUUAGAAUACCUUGAUUUCUCCAACAAUGAUUUCAAAGGUCGGAUCCCUGAAAAUCUUUCUUUGAAUCUCAGAGUGUUCAAUGUGUCCUACAAUGAUUUAAGUGGAACAGUCCCUGAAAACUUGAGAAGAUUUCCUUAUAGUUCAUUUCAUCCUGGAAACUCAUUGCUUAUAGUGCCAAGCAACAUGCCAUCUGGUAGUCCUGGCAUUUCUGGUUCAGUACAUGGUGUUAGUGAGAAUCACAGCUCCAAAUCAAAUAUAAGGGUAGCAGUUAUUGUUGCUUCAGUUGGAUUCUCCGUAAUGGUUGCCUUUAUUCUAUUUGCAUAUACUCGAACACGACCUCAAGACUUCCAAUCCCGAAGUGCAUUUAGCAACCAAUCUCCCAGUAGAGAUGUCAGGCUAGGUAUAUUUCCCAGGUCUUCACUUCUCAAAUUCCGCAGCAGCUCAGAGCAAGCUCCAACUUCAUUAAGCUUUUCCGAUGACCGCCUGCUGACAUCAAACUCCAGAUCAUUGUUGGGGAAAACAGAGUCUAGCACAGAAGUGAUCGAGCAUGUGGGUUUUGCAGCUUGCUCAACGUCUAAACAGUCUAGCACACUAGAUACUCAUCCUGCAACAUCUGGACAGAGGCUUUCCCCAGGUUCCCCGAUAGCUUCCUCCCCUAGGUUUUUUCAUGACUCGAUUGAACAACCCGUGAAGUUGGAUGUCUACUCACCUGAUCGUUUGGCUGGAGAACUGUUCUUCAUGGAUGGAUCGCUAACAUUUACAGCUGAGGAAUUAGCUCAAGCUCCUGCUGAAGUUCUUGGUAGAAGUAACCACGGUACUUUAUAUAAGGCUACCCUAGAUAAUGGGGUUGUGCUGACUGUGAAGUGGCUGCGUGUGGGGUUAGUUAAAAGCAAGAAAGAAUUCGCAAGGGAAGUUAAAAAGAUUGGAUCUGUACGACAUCCAAACGCUGUUCCUUUAAGAGCUUACUACUGGGGUCCAAGAGAACAAGAGAGAUUGAUUUUAGCAGACUACAUACCAGGCGAUAGCUUAGCCUUACAUCUAUAUGAGACAACACCUCGUAGGUAUUCCCCGCUAUCCUUCCACCAAAGGUUGAAAGUUGCUGUUGAGGUUGCCCGGUGUCUGGCAUAUCUGCACGAGAGCGGCCUGCCUCAUGGAAACUUAAAGCCAACAAAUAUAAUACUGUGGGGUGGUGAUUACACCGCGCGUGUGAUGGACUAUGGCUUCCACCGCCUGAUGACCGGGGCUGGCAUUGCAGAGCAGAUACUACACCUGGGGGCUCUAGGGUACUGCGCCCCUGAACUAGCAAAUGCAGCCAAGCCUAUGCCUUCUUUCAAGGCUGAUGUGUAUGCUUUUGGUGUGAUUCUGAUGGAGCUGUUGACGAGAAGAAGCGCGGGCGACAUAAUCUCGGGCCAGUCAGGCGCUGUCGAUCUUACAGACUGGGUUCGGCUGUGUGAUCGAGAGGGUCGGGGAAUGGACUGCAUUGACUUAGACAUUGCUGGUGGGGAAGAACACUCCACAGCCAUGGAUGAAUUGCUCUCAAUAUCUUUAAGGUGUAUUCUUCCGGUAAAUGAAAGGCCUAACAUCAGACAAGUCCUUGAAAAUCUUACUUCCAUUUUUGUGUGAAUUAAGUUAUUAUGUACAUGUAGUUAGUUGUCUUUAAGUUGUUCGUAAUUAAGUUAUUACAGUAAUUCUUUUUCAUGACUUCAA